Messenger RNA from Hordeum vulgare subsp. vulgare (domesticated barley), 983 nucleotides. RefSeq lists its product as uncharacterized. Lineage: Eukaryota; Viridiplantae; Streptophyta; Magnoliopsida; Poales; Poaceae. The record is from RefSeq and is a predicted model, not a curated record. The transcript has a single exon. Bases 397 to 732 code for a protein of 111 amino acids.
UGUCGCCGUGAAGUAGAGGAGCUGGAGAGGCAAAUUGUUAUGACCUUUUUCCUCUUCUCAGUUCUCAGCGAAGUAUGCGAAUGGAGGUCCUGAUCCGAGGACCGCUCGUUUAUUCCACCUUGGGAAGAAGAACCCGGGUGACCACCCAGAAGAAAUGGCAAGAAAAGGGGUUGUUCUGGGGUGUCUCCUCAAGGUUAGGGGCCGGCUAGCUCGAUUUAGCUCCGCCAUGCAAGCCGCGGAAAACGCAGAGCUGCGCGCAAACCUUCCCUUAAUUCCUCACCGCAGCCGUCGGCAGCUUGAUUAAUUUCCCUGUCCACCGAUCGUCCGCACGUACGGCUACAAUCCUCGUACCUCUUCUCAGAAAUCAAGCACAGUCCUCGACGUAGAGGCGCACCCAUGGCGGCGACCGUGCGCACAUGGCUGGUGGUGGCGGCGCUGGCGUGCGCGCUAACACUGGCGCUGCGGUCGGCGGACGCGAAGGCGACCGAGGGGCCGUCGCCAUCGUCGUCGCCGGCCCAGAAGCCCAAGUGCACUCCGGGCGCCGCCACGCCGUGCCGCGUGGGCGCGAUGCGCGACCCGGAGAACCAGGAGGAGGAGGGGCUGUUCAAUGUGAAGGUGAGGGGGCCGAGCGGCGCGGGCGACUCCGACAGCGACGACGACUACAGCGACCCCGACCAGCCCAAGGACCCCGACCAGCCGGACGACGACGACCUUGUCGUUCUCGGCCACUGAGCUGAUCGACCGGCCGGUCCGGCAUGGUCGAUCACGUCCGCGUGGCGCCGGUUGGUUUUCUUGGUUUUGUUUCAUGGAUUGGCCCGUGGCGGAUCGACCGGUGCUCGCUGGACAUGCAUGUGUUGUUUACUUCUUCAGUCAUUUUGUUGUUGGUGCUGGUGUUCUUGUUAAGUACUGUAAGUAGGUAGUGCGUGGAUGGAAAACGUGUUCUUCUAAACUAAUAAGACAUGGUUAAUCUAUGAAGGGUUGGG